Guillardia theta CCMP2712 is the source of this 1059-nucleotide messenger RNA. RefSeq lists its product as hypothetical. The transcript has 3 exons. Bases 1 to 1059 code for a protein of 352 amino acids. NCBI's taxonomy places the organism in Eukaryota, Cryptophyceae, Pyrenomonadales, Geminigeraceae. The record is from RefSeq and is a predicted model, not a curated record.
AUGAUUAGCAAGGAAGAGGAGGACGAAGACGACGACGACGAGGAGGAGGACGAGGACGAGGACGAGGACGAGGACGAGGACGAGGACGAGGAGGACGAGGAGGACGAGGAGGACGAGGAGGACGAGGAGGACGAGGAGGACGAGGAGGACGAGGACGAGGAGCAGGAGAAGGGAGAAGAGAAGGACGAUACGAAGAACCAGAAGAAGAUGGAAAGGAAACGGAGAGAAGGAAGCAUGCUGGCAGGAGGCUCGAAGGGGAAGAAAGCUAAAGGCAAGCGAAAGGCCAAGGCACAAACCUCGAGCAGCAUAAGCAAGAGGUCUCGAGUUCAGGGAGGAAUCUGUCUAAGCGAUGAGGAGGACGGCAACAAGGAGCAGGAGCAGGAGCAGGAGCAGGAGCAAGAGCAAGAGCAGGGGAAGCAGGAGCAGGAGGAGGAGACGGAGGAGGAGAAGAAGAGGAAGGAGGAGGAAGCGAAGAAGAAGAGUAGGGUGGAUGAGAUGUUCGAGGAGAUGAAAAGAGAGGAGAGCAAGAGGAGGGAGAAGAAAUCGAGCGAUCUUUCCUCUUUUAUCCAGAACCUCGUCUCGAAGUCAAAUGACCCCACCAAGGCAAGCAAGGAUGUCGCGUCCAUGUUCCCAACGACGGUCAGGAAGGAGAAGACGACUAAAGUGCAGGAGAAAGUUGAGUUUGCAGGAGAGAUGGUGAUGGUAGAGAGAGAGGUCAAGCAAGAUUCUGAGGAGGGGAGGAAAAUCUUGAAGAGGAACAACCUGGACGACCUCGUCUCCCGCAUCACAGGCAAGAGCAAGGGCAUCACGACGCUGUCUAAGACUGAGCAUGACUGGAACAAGUUCAAGAAGGACGAGAAGAUUGAGGACGAGUUGAACACCUACCGCAAGAACGGAUACAUCGAAAAGAUGAAGUUCUUGAAGCAAACUGACGAGAAGCUUGAAGAAGACCUCAGAAAACAACGGCAGGAGGAGGUCGUGUUUGUGAUAUUUGUGAUAUUUGUGAUGUUAGUGAUGUUUGUGGGUGUUGACCCUGAACUGUACUAUCUUGUUUGCUGA